CCGGAAAAGUAGGCGUGUCUUAAACUGUCAACUAACUGAAGAACAACAAAAACAAACACCACACCGAGGGGGUUCUGGGGACGAUGGUCUUCUUGUUUCAUUAAAGUUCUCAUCAACAUUUUCUCUCGGUGGCAGAGGAGAUGUGACCUGAUGUGCAGUUGAAAACAGGCUUUCCUUUGGUCUCUGCUACAUCAGAGGUAUGAAUUGGGGCAUCUGUGAAACAAGAAACUAUCUAUGACAGAAACAUCAGACAGAGUCCGGACGCAAUGCUCAGCCGUUUUGCAAAAACACCACCUCAGGUGGGCUGAGUCUAAGAUGAUCAGACCCCAUGUGUCUGAAACUGAUAGGGCUGAUGAGGGGCUGAUCGGGGUUGAAGAGAGAGGGCGAGACCUUGGCACCUGGUUGCUGUGUGUUGACACAAAGUUGAGGUUGUAUGCGGUUAUGAAUGACGUCAUCACAAAAUCGUACUACUGCAAAUCGAAAAAUCAUCUUUGCAUACUAAUUGGUUAAUGCACAUGCACUAAAUCAGGAAGAAUUACUGUGACUAAGCCGCUUUAAUUGUGACACUACUACUGACACUACUACUACUAUUAGUAAUACUCAGGGUUCCCGCGUGAUCUUAAAGUCUAAAGAAGUUUAAAAUUUCAAAAUCAAAACUUCAGGCCUUUUUAAAAAGUCUUAAAUUCACAAAGUGUUGUGUUCUAGCUCUUAAAUAAUUUUAAAUGGGUCUUAAUUUUCCUACGUCAAUGUAACGCUAUCUAAUGCUCAUUGAAAUGUUCCCGCAGCGCUUUAGAAAGGGUGAGUGUUGCUGUAGUUAUUUUCUGUUGCUAGUCCAAAUACUAUUUGCUGUAUUACGACUACAAAUGAGACCAAAAUGCAACUUAUAUUGCAGCCAAUCUAGACACAAGUCCUAUAAUGCCCAUGAGGAAAACGGGGAAUUUUUUCAGACAGUUUCCGGACUCUGACAACGGACUUUGUUUUUGAUGUUGUGAUAAAGGUCUUAAAUUUCAUUCACAAUGGUCUUUUAAAAGUCUUAUUUGACUUGGUGAAACCUGUAGAAACCUAUUGCUGCUACACUACUACCACCUUAAUUUCUACUGCUUUUUAUGCUAUUUAUUUAUUCCACUGUGAUGUUAUUUCUACUGCAGGGCAGCAGUACGUUACGGCUACAUUGAAAAGCUACAUUUAGGCAUUUUUGAUUAUAACAGCAUUGAUUAUCCUAAAUUAUUAAGUUUUCUGUUAAUCGACUAAUCGGUUAGUCAGCUUAUUUUUUCAGCACUACAAAAAAUGACUCCACAGGAACAAGUGCUUCACUGAGAAGAAGUGCAUUGGUGCAACUGUGCACCUGCUCUUGUCAGUGCUGCUUUGCCUCUCACGUUUCUGCUUCUGUGUCUUGUAGGUUGUUGAUGGGUUAUUUUUAGAUCUUUCUAUCCAACACCUACACAGAAGAAAAAUGUCUGCCAACAGGAGCAAUAAGACCAAGUGAAAUGGUUUGACGAUGGUGCAAAUCCUGUUGUCAAGUCCUGUACAGUACAUACGUAGACACGUGGAUGCAUUUAAACUGUUUUGUCUGCUCAGUUGUUUUUUACUUUACCUAACCAGGGAUGGGGCUGCAAAUUACCUUGAGCUAGACGUGCUGUAUAUAUCUGUUGCACUUUUCAGUGUUUGUCUGUUUUUUCCCCUUUUUAUACUCAAAUACAAAGUGACUGCUCUUGCUUUAACCACUACUCCUUCUGUUUCUACUGCUAAAAGACAUUUGGCAAAUUUUAAUCCAGCUCUGUGUCAUUACAGUGUGUGCAGUAGGGAAGGAGCACGCCGUUCUUCUAAACACACUGCCCACACAAAGAUGACACCGAGCUGGAUUAAAUGUUGCAAAGUAUCCCUGCCUUUUGUUCCUGUAUCAACACCGACCACAUUACUGUAAAUGUUCUGUGGUUAGCUAGGCAGCUAAUUUCACCAGUCAUUAAACAAAUAUUACAAUUGCAUACAAUUAUUGCUAAUAUUAUUACUACUAUUUUCAAAGAGUUUUCCUACUAAUACUACUGAAUAAAAAAAAAAUCCUUUGCAAUUGGCAACACAAGGUCACUAAUAUAUAUUCCUCAACUGGGUUGACAAAAUAUGUUUUUACUUCCUAAGCGAAUUUAGUUAACAAUGUUGUCUGUAUACAUCAAAUUUGUUUGGGCACCUAAAAAGUAAAAAGUGAAAUUGAGGAUUGUUCAGAAAAAUGCCUUCCUUUUUACCUACAGCAUAAAGGCUUCAGUGAAGCUGGCUAAUGGCCUGUAGAGUUCAGCCGGUUGAGCUGGUCGCACGGCUUCCACUUUAAAUGACCAUACAAGUGGUUUUUCAUGUUUGGGCCUUUUAAACAACAAAUGUGUAGGUCCAAACAUUUUCUACAGGGCGUUUGUCUGUGUGUGACCCUUUCAUGUUAUAGGCAAAGACUGAACGUGUCCUGAGGGAGAAAACUCUAAAAAUGGCUGCGACCAUGGAGUCGUCCUCUGAUGAAGAAGAGGGGUGCACCUUCAUCCAAGUCCUGAGUGAGAAAUACAACCCGGAGAAUUUCCCCUACGGCCAAGGAGUAGUGGUAAUGCCCAGCCCACCAGGGUCCCCUGUCAAAGGUCGCCUGUUCUUGCCCAAUAUGCUGGUUCUGAGUGAUGCUGGAAUCAGAAAAGCCGGUGACAGGUCAGACAUUGCAGCGUUCUGUGCCCAUGUGCUAGAGCUGGAUCUGUCCCACAAUCAACUUAACGACUGGGCAGAGAUCUCCACCAUUGUUUCCAACAUCCCCCACUUGGAAUUCCUCAAUCUGAGCAUGAACCCUCUGAGCGGCAUAGAGCUGGAGCCCAGCAUGGCUGAGGUGUUCUCCAGGGUCCGACAACUUGUCCUCAUUAACACACAAGUCAGCUGGGACACCGUGCACACACUCACACAACAGGCACAAGAGCUGGAGGAGCUUUUCCUGUGCCUGAAUGGCUACAACACCGUGUCAGAAUCCCAGACGUCCUGUCCGUCACUACGCCUGCUGCAGAUUACAGACAACCAGCUGAAGGAAUGGGCAGAAGUGAGAAAGUUGGGGCAGAUGUACCCGAGUCUGAAAACACUGAUUCUGGCCAAUAACCGUGUGGAUUCUGUGAGUGACACUCGGGAAACACUGGAGCAGCUCUUCCCCAACCUGCGCACCAUCAACCUCAAUAACUCAGGGCUUAGUAAAUGGGAGGACAUUGAAAGGCUGGCUUUCUUCCCUAAGCUGGAGGACAUAAAAGCAAAGGGGAUUCCUUUACUGCAGCCUUACACCACCCAUGAGAGACGUUGCCUCCUUUUAGCACAGCUGCCAUCUGUAGUGUUGCUGAACGGAAGUGCAGUGUCUGAUGGAGAGAGAGAGGAUGCUGAGAGGCUUUUCAUCCGGUACUACCAGGACUGCCCAGAACAGGAACUUCCUGAAAGGUACUCUGCCAUACAAUAUGCUUCAUACAUGCGCCUGCUCUACGCACUGAUCCAACACGGCCACGAUACUCAGGACAUCCUGUAUCCAUAUGGGCCCAGCCAUAGGGAUCUAGAGACUCCAAAGAUGGAUGAUGGGAGUUCUACUGAAAAUAUUUUGCUCAUUCAAUUCAUUUUCUUCAAUGUCCCCUACCGUUCCAUCUAUGUGAACAACAAUGGUGUGAUCUCCUUCAACGUGCAGGUUAGCCAGUUCACACCAGAGGCUUUCCCCCUGAGUGACAGCAGAUCGUUCAUUGCUCCACUUUGGGCAGAUGUGCACAACGGCAUCCGCGGAGAUGUGUUCUACCGAGAGACCACCGAACCGGAAAUACUGGAAAGGGCAACCCAAGAUGUCCGGAAGUACUUCAAAAACAUGCCCACUUUCACAGCCACCUGGGCUUUUAUUACAACAUGGCACCAAGUCACCUUUUAUGGAGGAAGCCAGACAACCCCGGUGAACACAUUCCAAACUGUACUAAUCUCAGAUGGCGUGGCAUCCUUCAGUAUGUUCAACUACGGAGAAAUCACAUGGAGCACAGGAACAGCCAGUGGUGGAGAUCCUUUAACAGGACUGGGUGGGACGACAGCUCAGUCAGGUUUUAAUGGUGGAGACAUUGGUCACUUCUUCAACCUGCCAGGAUCACGGUCAAAUGAUGUAGUGAACAUUGAACAGACAACCAAUGUAAAUACCCCUGGGCGCUGGUUGUUCCGCGUAGACACUGAACUGAUAGAUCCUGCCAAUGGCUGCAGCUACAAUGGUCGUUUUUACAGACGAGGGGAAAUCUUCUGGCUGUCUGACCAGUGUUCACAGCGAUGCCGCUGCCUUGACAUUGACAACAAGGUGCAGUGCCAAGAGGCUCCGUGCGGGCAGCUGGAGACCUGCGAGCAGCAGGAAGGGGCUUUUUACUGCCAGCCGACCCGCACCAGCACUUGUGUGGUAUUUGGCGACCCUCAUUACCACACCUUCGAUGGCUUCCUCUAUCACUUCCAGGGAACCUGCUCCUACCUGCUGGCGCGGCCCUGCUGGGAGGUGGCAGGGCUGCCUUUUUUCAGCGUGGAGGCCAAAAAUGAGAACCGUGGGGUCGCCUCUGUUUCCUGGCUUAGAGAUGUCACAGUGGAGGUGUACGGUCACAGAGUCAUGUUACCCAAAGGCAGUUUAGGAAUGGUCCAGGUGGACGGCUUAAUGAAGACUUUACCGGUCCAACUCCAGCUUGGUGCUAUCAGGGUUUACCAGUCUGGGGUUGCCAUUGCUUUAGAAACAGACUUUGGACUCAUGGUAACCUAUGACGGCCAACACUACGCAUCCAUCUCCCUACCCAGCUCCUACUUCAACAACACUUGUGGCCUUUGUGGUAACUAUAACGACGACCCCGCUGAUGAUCCUGUGCUUCCUGACGGCUCUCUGGCCGAAAGCGUAGUGGAGCUAGGGGGCAGCUGGCGAGCCGAAGACACAGACUGGAGGUGUACAGAUGGCUGCGCCCAGAACUGCAGCGUCUGUGACCCUCUUGUUGAAGCCUUCUACUUUCGCUCAGACUACUGUGGGCUCAUCAACAAAACCGAUGGACCUUUUAGGGACUGCAGAGCUGUAGUGGACCCCACAGCCUUUGUGUAUAGCUGUGUAUAUGACAUGUGCAGCAACAGGGAUAAUAUCACCACACUCUGCCAGGCCAUCCAGGCCUACGCUCUGGCCUGUCAGGCCCUCGGCGUCACGAUACGAUCCUGGAGAUCUCGCACCUUCUGCGCUUUUUCAUGUCCGGAGUUCAGCAAUUACCAAGUGUGCACAAGUGCCUGCCCAGCCUCCUGCUCGGACCUCACCUCUCCCCUGUAUUGUGCUCACCCUUGCACUGAGGGCUGCCAGUGUGACCAGGGCUACGUUCUCAGCGGCAGCCGUUGCGUAAAGCGCGAAGACUGUGGCUGUGAGCAUAACGGCCUCUAUUACCCCCGUAAUAACACUUUCUGGGCAGGCCCCAGCGGUGAAGAAGGUGAAUGUACCCUCCGCUGCACCUGCGGACCUGCUGGGGAAGUCUCCUGCUUCAACGAGUCUUGCAAGGAGGGGGAGGUGUGCGUGGCUGAGGUGGGCUUGUUGGGUUGUUACCCUCGGAGGGAGGGAGUGUGCUCAGUCACUCAAAACUCGGUGACGACCUCCUUUGAUGGCACCUUCCUGCUGUUCCCAGAUGACAGCUCCUACUACCUGCUGAAGCUGUGUGGCGCAGUGCCAGCUAACGGCUCAAUGGUGGAGGUGAAGAUGGGCAGGCGGCUGGUGAACAAAGGCCCCACUUGGAAAAGACCAGUGGUGGUUACAGUAGCUAACAUGGAAGCUCAGAUGGGAGGGAUAGAUUUUGACACAGUAAAGGUGAAUGGUGAACCAGUGGCGCUCCCAUAUGUCCAUCCAAUGGAGACAAUGAUGAUCUACAGAGCACCAGGCAAUGCUACAGUAGUGGAGUCCCGCGGUCUGAUUCGUGUCCAGUACUCUCACCAGGGAUUCGUCAACAUCUCCCUCUCCACCCUCUUCUACAAUGUUACUUGUGGUCUAUGUGGCGUCUUCAAUAGCAAUACCACUGAUGACCUUCGCCUUCCAAACGGACGCCUGGCGGAGUCCACUGAACAGUUCACAGAUGGCUGGCGGUCCAUUGCCGAUGACCUCACCUGCAAUGGUGACUGCGAUGACCUGUAUCGAAUGUGCACAGACUUGCGUCUCUACCAGAGUCCUUGGAUGUGUGGCACCAUCAAUGAUCCGGGGAAUAGUUCAUUUCUGGCAUGUCAUGCACUGGUGAACCCCUCACCGUUCUUCAGGAACUGCUUGUAUAACAUGUGUGUAAGGGAAGGGAAUCGUUCAGCCCUGUGUUCUUCACUGCAGGCCUAUGCCUCCGCCUGUCAGGAUGCCCAAGUAGGCCUCGCUUCCUGGAGGAGUGUCACCAACUGCCCUCUUCCCUGUCCUCAGAACAGUCAUUUUGAUGAGUGCACGAGCGCCUGUCCUCUGACCUGUGCCAACUUAGAUGAACCUGAAGAGCCGUGCCCUCUGCCAUGCCAGGAGGGGUGUCAGUGUGAGGAAGGCUUUGCGCUUCGCGAUGGCCUGUGUGUGGCACGCAGUGAUUGUGGCUGCAUGAGCCACGGACGCCAGCUGGCCACUAAUCAGACUUUCUGGACAGACUGGGAGUGCCAGGAGCGCUGCUACUGCAAUGGCUCCGACAACAGUGUAUACUGUCAGCUCGCACCCUGUCACACUGAGGAGUACUGCCAGGAGAAUGACGGCCUGUAUUUCUGCCAGCCGCGCACUGAGGCCCUGUGUGUGGCUGCUGGUUAUGGACAUUUUCUGCCAUUUGGUGGCGUACCGUUUGAGUUGCAGAGCUCUUGUUCUCUUAGGAUGGCCACCACCAGCUGUGGCAGAGAAAGCAGGGAGCCCGCAACCAUCAGUGGAACUUUCCCUCACUUUAAAUUGGCAGCUCGUAAUGAGGAAAGGGACACAGGCCAAGCAAUUUGGGUGAGGGGCUUUGUUCUGGAGGUCUACGAGUAUGAGAUUGAAGUGUCUCGAAGCUACAAAAACACUGUCACAGUGAAUAAGGAGCGUUUGUACCCUCCACUGAAGCUGGGCCCAGGGAAGGUCAACAUCUUCACCUGGGGCAUGCACCUCAUUCUGGAGACAGAUUUUGGCCUGAAGGUGGCCUUUGACUGGAACACUCUCCUCCUGUUGACGUUGCCUCGCGAUCUCUACAACAGCUCUUGCGGCCUCUGCCACGGCAUGCCCUUAUCCCCACCCACCCUUACCACCACUGACUGGGGCAUGGCCUGGGCAGAGAGGGACACCUUCUGCCAGGUGGGCUGUGGAGACUCCUGCCCACGCUGUGGCCUGGGAGAGACGAGCGAUCUAAAUGACGCCCCUCUCAUGGUGACUGAUGCCAACAUGAACACGGACAAUGGGGCAAAUGAAGUUGACACAGGCAUACGUUUUCACAUCGGAGAUGGACUGUAUGUGUUUGUGGAGCCUGAGGCAGUAAGGCUGUGCGGGCUAAUUGUGGAUCGAGGAGGUUUAUUUGCACGUUGUCAUAGCAAGGUGGCGCCAGCGUUCUUUUAUCAAAGCUGCCUGCAGGACACCUGUUUGGACCAGGGAGCUCAGGAUACAAUCUGUAACUGGCUGCAGAUAUACGCCGGCACCUGUCAGACCCAAGGUGUGCCUGUUACCGGCUGGAGGAGCGACACGCCAUGUGUCCAGAGCUGUCCACCUAACAGCCAUUACUCCAGUUGUGUGUCGGUUUGCCCGCCCCAGUGCGCCCCAGCCCGCGGCCAGAGGGACUGCAGCCAGGACUGUGUGGAGGGCUGUCAGUGUGACCAGGGCUACGUGCUCAACGGCAAGAGCUGCAUCCUGCCUCAGAACUGUGGCUGCUACACUGAUGGCAAGUACUAUGAGCCCAAACAGCUGUUUUGGAACAGUGACUGUACCAAACGCUGCCAGUGCAUCGGACGAAACCUGAUCCAGUGCGACCCGAGGCGCUGUAUAGCAGAGGAAGAGUGCACUCUGCGGCACGGAGUGCGGGGCUGCUUUGCGCGGCGCUCCCAGCACUGCGUGGCGUCUGGCGGUGGGGUUUUCAGGACCUUCGACGGGGCGUCGCUGCGGCUCCCGGCCUCCUGCUCCUUCGUCCUGUCCACAAACUGUCACAAGCUGCCUGACCUCUCCUUCCAGCUCAUCGCUAACUUUGAUAAAUGGAGCACACCCAACCUCACCACCAUCUCCCAUGUCUACCUUUACAUCAAUGAGGAGAACAUACUCAUCUCUGGCAGCACUGUCAAGGUUAAUGGUACACCAGUGUCGGUACCGUUUCUAACUGGGCUGAUGACGCGUCUGUCCACGUCCGAAGGUUUCAUUGUCAUCGACACACCUCAGGACAUCCAGAUUCGAUACAACCGCUUUAACACCCUUAGCAUCACAAUGGGCCAACGGCUUCAGAACAAGGUGUGCGGUCUGUGUGGGAAUUUCAACGGAGACCCCAGUGACGACUACAUCACUUCCAGGGGCAAGCCGGCUGUCAGCGCCCUGGAGCUGGCCCAGAGCUGGAAGACCAACGGUAUGCAGAACAGUUGUGAUGAAACCCAGUUUGUGGCUCUGGCUCAGUCCUGUGACAACACGGCGGUGCUGGCGCUGCAAAGUGAAGAUGCGUGUCAGAAGCUCACCCAGCUGAAGGGCUUCUUCCAGCCGUGCCACGGCCUGCUGGAUCCCCGGCCUUUCUACCAGUCCUGCUACCUGGACGGCUGCUACAAUCACCGCAAGGCUCAGGUCUGCGGCUCGCUGGCAGCCUACGCAGAGGCCUGCCGCUCCAUGGGCACCCUCACCACCAAGUGGAUCACCCAAGAGAAUUGCUCAGAAUGGAUCUACGACCCCUGUGCAGGAGAGAUCUGCACAAACUUCACCUGUGAGCUGGAGAACGGAGGUGACCUGUGUGGCUGUCCAGAGUUGCCCACCAGCACUGGAGGUGAUGAUGACAUCAUCCAGGCGGAGGUGAACUGUAAGCAUGCUCAGAUGGAGGUCUCCAUUUCCAAGUGUAAGCUCUUCCAGCUGGGCUUUGAACGAGAGGACGUCAGGGUCAACGACGAGCACUGCCCCGGCAUCGAGGGAGAGGACCGCAUCUCCUUUCGCAUCAACAACACGAAGGGACACUGUGGCUCCAUCGUACAGUCGAACAGCACACACAUCAUGUAUAAGAACACCGUGUGGAUAGAGAGUGUGAACAACACCGGGAACAUCAUCACCAGAGACAAGACCAUCAACGUGGAGUUUUCCUGCGCCUACGAACUGGACCUGAAGAUCUCCCUGGAGACUGUCCUCAAGCCCAUGCUCAGUGUGAUAAACCUCACCUUACCGACCCAGGAAGGAAACUUCAUCACCAAGAUGGCUCUCUAUAAGAACUCCUCGUACCGAAACCCGUACAGGGAGGGGGAGGUGGUGCUCAGCACGCGAGACAUCCUCUUCGUGGGUGUCUUUGUGGAAGGGGCCGAUGAAAACCAGCUCAUCCUCAUAGUAAACAUGUGCUGGGCCACGCCGUCCCGCUACAGCAGUGACCGACUCCGCUAUAUCAUCAUAGAGAGAGGGUGUCCAAACAUUAAAGACAACACCAUCGGCAUGGCAGAGAACGGCGUGUCGCUCACCUGUCGCUUCCACGUCACCGUCUUCAAGUUCAUCGGGGAUUACGAGGAGGUCCACCUCCACUGUGACGUCACCCUGUGCGACUCGGAAACAAACGCCUGCAAAGUGAACUGUCCACACAAGAGAAGAAUGUACUCGGAGGACAGUGACCAUAAAGAGCACAUAUUGACUGUGGGACCCAUUAGAAGGAGAGCAUUAGACUGGUGUGAGGAGGGAAACGGAGGCUGUGAGCAGAUCUGCACCAGUAAGAUGGCCGGACCGGUCUGCAGCUGUGUGACUGGGAUGCUGCAAAGAGAUGGGAAAAGCUGCCGGACUGCGAGCUCGAGCUGUAACCUCACACCUGCGGUGUCUCUGCUGAGCGUCAGCGCUGUGAUCUCCAUGUUCCCGGCUCGUAUUCACACUCUCCUCUCCUAACACUCUCUGCGAACAAAGGGAGGCAACAAAUGAAAAGGAACAAAACACAGAAAAGACUUGAAGAUGCACACAGUUUAUCAGCGUUGAUUAGCCAGUAGAUCAGCUGUGUGUUCCAGUCAGAAAAUCGAGACAGAAUACACUGUGCAUUCACAAAUGUCUGAGGCCACAUAUUCUUGAUGCAACUGAAGGUAACUACACAGACAUGUAGACAAGUUUCACCCUAACUUCCCUAAUUGUGUUAUUCUCCGCCUCCUCCAUUUUAUAUCAGGACACCUUAUUGUGUAUUAUCAUGUACUUAAAGCCACUAUGUGUAGAAUUUUUUUAAUGUGAUUAUAACAUAUUUCAAAUUAUUCUGAUGGCUUUUGUUUGAAGAAAAAUGAAUGCAUUACUGUCUGCCACAGUGUCUUUUUUAUACUACCACCAGAUGGCGCCAACAUAGAAAUAGAAAUGGUCUAAUUCUUUACAUUGCACUCAGAGAGCGCAGAUCUCCGCCAAGGCGUGCCCCUAGCUCACAAUAUUAAUGCAGUGGAAAUUUCCCCAGUCAGAAACACACUUUUCUGAUUAAUCCGACACCACAUGAAUGCAGCACAAACAUUGCACAGUAAUUUGUGUAUCCGCCCCAUGACUCGGGUCCGCUCCAAAAUGUAAUGGGUUCUUCCUUUGCCCAUUCUACACCCUUCCCCCAAGUUUCAUGAAAAUAUGGUUGGUAGUUUUUCUGAAAUCUUGCGGACAGACAGACAGACAGACAGACAAGCAAACAAACAAAAAAACGGACAAACCAAACAUAGCCUAACCUCCAUUGUGGAGGUGAAUAUGGUAGUGAACCAAAGACAUUGGUGUUGAAGGCAAACAUCAUCCAAUGUCCCAAUCUCCACACCUGUACUUUACAAUGCUAUGAACACAUUCUGCAUUGGAACUGAAAUUAAAUCACGAACAGUUACAGCUAAUAAAUUGUUGCGUAAUGGACAUAAUGUCUAGGAGUCAGAGUAGCAUUAUCUGGAUACUGACAUUUGCAAUUACACCUGAUAUUAAUAAACAUUCUCGUCAUUUUGGUUCUACCCGCAAUAAGGUCGGCAGAUGGUAGACUUGUCAGCAAACAUCUGUGACUGUGAGGGUCUAGCUCUCCAAAUCCACAAGAGGCCUCAAGUGGAAUAUCUGGAGACUUCCUGUUAGAGCGGCUAUAUAUGAAACAAAUAGUCGUUUAAAUGAUUAGUAGAUUAACAGAAAAUGAACCGGCAACUAUUUUGGUAACCGAUUAAUCAAUUUAUGUAGUUCUUUAAGCAAGAAGGCCAAACAUUGUCUAGUUCCAGCUUCACCGUUUUGAGGAUUUUCUGUAAACUGAAUAUCUUUGGACUUUAGACUGUUAGUCAGACAAAACAAGUACUUUAUAAUUUGAAGAUGUGUGGUCGGGCUUUGCCUCGAGAAAAUAAUCAUCAGAUAAAUCGAUAAAGAAAACAAUGAUCACACCCAGCCCUAAAAAGCAGCAGUAGAUUGUCUGUAGCGUUAAGAACAGUCAAAAAUAUCAGUUAUUCUACAUGGAAACAAGUUCAGCCUUAAGUUCCCUCUCACAGCACAUUUUAUCUGCUCAUGGCCCAGCUCCCUAACAGACAUGAUAGAGUAUGUGUAAUCUGUAAAGAUUCACUCUGCAAGUAUACAGUAUGUUUUUCUUGUCCAGAUAAGAUACCCAAAUACAAAUUAAUACCAGGUGUACAUGGGCUCUGAUAGUGGAAUAAAAGUCUGCUGGACAGUGGAUCUACUGGCUAGUAUUAACCAGAGCAGAGCUGAUCUAUUAACUUCCUGUUUGACCUCCAGACUAACUAAAUUACAGCAUUUAACAUUCUAAAUCAACCAAAUCUACGUCAGCUUGUGGCAGUAAAGAGGCUACGGAUCAGGUAAUGAGACUACACGGAUGUCAAAGUGGAGUUCUUUGAAUGAAGUGUGUGAGGAGAGCACCUUAAUAUGAAUACUCAUAUUUUUAACUCAAAUGUUAAAUAAUGUCAUACAGUAGAUUAGUGCCCAGGUUGUGUUGCGACUGUAAGAAAUGCAAUUAGUUGUGCCAUUAAAAUAUUGAAUUUUUAUCUUAAUCAGUUGUAGUGUUGUAACACUCCUGUCACAAAUAUUGACUGUUGGCUCUGACGUAUUGAUUGCCUUUUAGGGUGGACAUGUGAGGACAUAUUGUAAAACUGUCAAUAGAGUAAGGUUCUCCAAGUAGGAUCACUGGUCAGUGUUUUUUAUUUGGCACCUUAUGUGUUUUUAAUGUCAAUAUAUAUGUCACCACACAUCUUAUGUAACCCUUCAGUGUUCUUCACUGAAGCCAACUCAAAUUCUCAGUUUUGCAUUAGUUAUACAGUAAGUAGCAGUUUUUCAUAGGUAGGUCUGUUUUGCUACCUUCUAUGUACAAAUGUACAGUCCUUGUCUGUCAGUUUGGUGGUUUAUGUCAUGACUUCUUUUUUUAAUAAUAAUCAGUAUCUAUUUUAUGUUCAAAACCAUUACCAAAAUAUGUUUUAGUUUUUGAGAGCAGAGCCACCCAACUUUUAAUAAAUUAAGUUCUCAAAGUCA
Messenger RNA from Perca fluviatilis (European perch), 12583 nucleotides. RefSeq names its product tectorin alpha (gene tecta). Gene Ontology annotation, molecular function: protein binding. NCBI's taxonomy places the organism in Eukaryota, Metazoa, Chordata, Actinopteri, Perciformes, Percidae. The transcript has 31 exons. The record is from RefSeq and is a predicted model, not a curated record. Gene Ontology annotation, biological process: cell-matrix adhesion. Gene Ontology annotation, cellular component: nucleus. The coding region runs from base 2471 to 10024 and encodes 2517 amino acids.